UAACCUUAAAUUAAUUUUAUAUUCAGAUUUUUAUAAAAUUAAAUAGGAAUAUUAACGUAAAUAUGGAACUUAUAUAUAAAAAAUUAUAUAGUUUUUUUUUUUUUGAAAAAUUGGUUUGCGUAACCACAAGGCACAAGCGGAGCAGCGAUACCAUCAUCAUCAUCAUCACCGACUGCACCAGCGUUUCAAUUUUCUUUUUCUUCAUUUAUUCUUCCUUUCAAUUAUUUCUUCAUCUCUCUUUCUAUAUUCUCUUCUAGCCGUUCAUUGUUAUUAAUCUCUCUUCCGUUACCAUCUAUGCUCUGAUUCCGUUUCUAGAUGCUCUUCCCUUUCAGAUCCAUAUGAUCGCCUCUUCUUCCUGAUUCUGUCUCCGACGAAGGAUUUUUUUUUCCUUAUUUUCAGGCAUUUUUGUGUUCUGGAAGCGGUUUCUCUAUCAGUUUUGCUUAUUGAGGUGAAAUAUCACUUUAUUUUACGAUUGUUGGGUCACUAUAUUUUAUGUUAAAUUAAAAAAUGUUGGGAGGCAACAACAAUAAUCCUCUACUUCCUGUUUUUGUGGAUGAUAGUCGUAUACCCUAUCAGACUAAUCCAUCAAAUCAGCUGCAGCUAUUUGGUAACUUUCCAGCUGGAUGCAGUGUUGAUCCAGUGAAUUGUUUUGGGAAUGAACAUAUGACCCCUAUGCUUCACCCCAAUAAGAGAGCCAGGGAAACAGAAGAUUUCAGUAGACAGCAAAAACUACAGAUUUCCUUAAAUUACAACAUGUGUCAGGAGGAAGCUGCCCGAUCAGCUAGCGUACCAAAUCCAAAUCCUGUAUCAACUGGGUUACGGUUGUCUUAUGAUGAUGAUGAACGAAAUUCUUCUGUAACUUCUGCAAGUGGAAGUAUGACAGUGGCACCAUCAGUCAUCCUGUCCCUUGGUGAGAAUAUUAGGACUGAGCUUGAUCGGCAGAAAGAAGAAUUUGAUCAGUAUAUUAAAAUUCAGGCAGAGCAUUUGUCUACGGGGGUGAGGGACAUGAAGCAGAGGCAUAUUGCUUCUUUUCUUGCUGCCAUUGAGAAGGGUGUAAGCAAGAAGCUGCGGGAAAAAGACGUAGAAAUAGAAAAUAUGAAUCGUAAAAACAAGGAGUUAGUUGAGAGAAUAAAGCAGGUGGCCAUGGAAGCUCAGAAUUGGCAUUACAGAGCAAAAUACAACGAGUCAAUUGUGAAUGUUCUCAAGAGCAACCUCCAGCAGGCAAUUUCACAGGGUGCUGACCAAGGGAAGGAAGGAUUUGGAGACAGUGAGGUCGAUGAUGCUGCUUCUUACAUUGCUCCUAGCAACUACCUGAACAUUCCAGGUGGGAAUGCAAGACCUCUGACCAGGAAUUGCCAAGGCUUGAUUGAACAUGUAACCUGCAGGGCAUGCAAGUCAAAGGAGGUAAGCAUGUUGUUGAUGCCUUGUAGGCAUUUAUGUUUAUGUAGAGAUUGCGACAUGUUAAUCAAUGUUUGCCCUGUAUGCCAGUUGAUCAAAACUUCUAGCGUUCAAGUGUACUUGUCGUAAAUUAUCAAGUAAAUCACUGAAAAGUUACCUGCAAUCUUCUUGCUGUGACAGUUUUCUUCCCUGACAUGCGAGUUGUACGUGGAGUAAACUCUAUUUCAUGAAAUGUAGUAUGGAAAAUUAUCUUUUGGUACUGCCA
Messenger RNA from Manihot esculenta (cassava), 1663 nucleotides. Its product is annotated as probable BOI-related E3 ubiquitin-protein ligase 2. The record is from RefSeq and is a predicted model, not a curated record. Bases 508 to 1527 code for a protein of 339 amino acids. Gene Ontology annotation, molecular function: ubiquitin-protein transferase activity. The transcript is spliced from 5 exons. Lineage: Eukaryota; Viridiplantae; Streptophyta; Magnoliopsida; Malpighiales; Euphorbiaceae.